CCCACCGGACGCAGUGCCAUCCAGUGCCUCCCCUCCUCUCCAACAUGUCCGUGCUCGUGAUGAAGCUGAAGAAGUGGAAGGACAGCCGUCCCAACAGAAACACCUUCCCCACCAGCCACCUGGAGACCUGGGAUGAACGACAGCGGCGCAAGGCGGCUCUGCUCAUCAUCUACAUCAAGACGCUCGUCUACUUCUCCGUCGUGGCGAUGGUGAUGCCGCCCACCUGGCCGUACCUCCAGUCGCUGGACCCGAACGCCUCCAAGACACUGGUCGGAUGGAUCAUUGUUGGGGUACCGGCUCUACGGCCGGUCAAUGCUCUACUCGUUGGUUGGCUUCUGAAGAAGUUCUCCAUUCGAGCUGUGACUAUUGUGUCCGGGGUCUUCAUUUUGGUCUCGUGCGCUAUGUGGUCUACGGCCUACCAUGCACCCAUCUAUGGCGGCUACUGGCUCCUCAUCUCCCGCUUUGUCAUCGGUUUCUUUGGAGCCGAGUUUCAGAUCGGCACUACGCAUGUGGCCUCGGCUACCACUAAGGAGGAAAGAAGCACUGCCAUGACGAUACUGGCUGGCUGUCUCAGUAUCGCCUACAUGAUGGCUCCUGGAGUGAUGUCGGCGAUCUCGUUCGUCGGUCCCGUGGGUAUCACCGUCUGUGGCUUCAUCCUCAACAUGUACACCGUCGCGGGCCUGCUGGGACUGGCCGUGUACGCCGCUGCGCUCGGCCUCUUCUGUUUUUACUAUGAAGAGAGUGAUAUCGCAGUUAGAGAGGAGAAACUGGCGGAGGCAACUUCAGGAGGCGGCUCAGCUUCUUCUGAUCCGGAAGAAGAUCUCUUCCCUUCCCGACCAGUAACCACCGACUACCUGGCUGUGGCCGUGUGUAACCUAGUGGGUGCCCACUGCUACGGAUGGCUUCAGCUACCAGACACCAUGAUGACCCCCAUGGCUAUGGAUCUGUACGGAUGGUCUGAAGAACAUGCUGUACGUCGUGCUGGAAACAUUCUCACGCUCUACGGUAUCCUAGCUCUGGCUGGAUUCGCUCUCUCCGGACGUCUUGCGAAGAGAUUUCCUGAGAGGGGAAUCAUGUUAGGUGGUACUUUGAUGUACUUGGUAGGUGCGCUAGUUAUGUUUCCAGUUAUGGGACCGACGCCACCCAUGGCUGGUCCUCCCCCGGGCAACAACUCACAGCUGGAGGUGAAUGUCACAGCUUUACACCUCAUGAAGUCGUAUCGCUCCCCCGGUGGUCACGCCUACGUCAUGAAUCUUGCCGAGGGUGGCAGGCAGGAGCAGCUACCGCUUCAGCUGCGUGACCUUGAUCCUGUCACUGGACGUCAGCUAGGCUGUCCUGCAACGCAAAGUUGGUGUUUGACCGAACCUCGACCUCACCUAGCACAGCUUAUCAUCAGCUUUGGACUUGUCAUGUGUGCCACUCCUUUCGUCCUGCCCAUGGUCAACUCGUGUAUUUCGAAACUCCUUCCUGCCGGCAACCAAAGUGUCAUGUGGGGGAUCGUGAAUGGCUCUGCCAACGUUGGGCGUCUGAUCUACCCACUCCUCAACAUCUAUCUGUAUACCUUUCUCGGGGUUCGUGCACAGUAUGGCGUCAUGAUCGGACUUUGUGCUUUGUGCGUGGUGUUACUUCUGGUGACUUUCAGACGUCUAAGGCCUCGUCAAGAAACAGGUGACAAGAUUCCUCUCACCGAUACUGGCAAACCUGGCUAUGGAGCCACGAAGGCAGACCAGGGCUGAUGGAAAAGGAAGGAGGAGAGGGUGCUGGUUUGUUUCUUGAUGUUGUUAACGAUAUAAUAAUCGAUACGGAAAGACAUUCCAAACGAAGAAUAGCUAUCGAAUGACGAUGGCAACCGACUGCAUUGCGUGGAUGAUUAUUCGCGUUAGCUACACGCCGAUUAAUGAUCCAUUAAUUACUGGCAAUGACUUUGCAUGGCUAUUGGCAAGUUAUCAGCGAGCAAUGGAUGUGUCUUGGCGAGAAUAUGUUACUUACAGCGAGAAUAAUAAAUGGACGGAUGAUAA
Messenger RNA from Amphibalanus amphitrite, 2018 nucleotides. Its product is annotated as major facilitator superfamily domain-containing protein 8-like. The transcript has 4 exons. Gene Ontology annotation, cellular component: lysosomal membrane. Lineage: Eukaryota; Metazoa; Arthropoda; Thecostraca; Balanomorpha; Balanidae. The coding region runs from base 45 to 1736 and encodes 563 amino acids. The record is from RefSeq and is a predicted model, not a curated record. Gene Ontology annotation, molecular function: transmembrane transporter activity. Gene Ontology annotation, biological process: transmembrane transport.